Messenger RNA from Diversispora eburnea, 747 nucleotides. The record is from the annotation of a GenBank genome assembly. Lineage: Eukaryota; Fungi; Glomeromycota; Glomeromycetes; Diversisporales; Diversisporaceae.
AUGGGUGAAUCGCGAACUGAGUUGCUGGCGUGGUUGAACGACCUGCUACAAAUCAGCUAUACUAAAGUAGAACAGUGUGGAACAGGUGCGGCUCAUUGUCAAAUCAUCGAUUCUAUAUUUGGUGAUGUACAAAUGAACAAAGUCAAGUUUCAGGCAAAACACGAAUAUGAGUAUGUCGCUAAUUAUAAAGUGUUGCAGACAGCUUUUGACAAACAUAAGGUGGACAAAGUAAUUCCAGUUACAAAACUUGUAAAAUGCAAGUUUCAGGAUAAUCUUGAAUUCUUGCAAUGGUUGAAGAAAUAUUGGGAUACUUAUUAUCCUGGUGGUCCUUAUGAUGCAUUAGCAAGACGAAGUGGUUCUACUGGAGGACCCAUAAAGACAGUUUCAGGUGGAGGGGCUUCUAGAACAAUGCCUGUAAAACGAACAACUCCUGCUUCAACUAGUUCUAGUCGUGUUGCUACAGGAUUACAUGAGACCAGUAGUCACUCAGCUUCGAUGGUGAUGGAAUUAAACAAACAAAUAGAUGAACUUAAGGUCACUGUAGAUGGACUUGAGAAGGAACGAGACUUUUAUUUUGGUAAACUUCGAGAUAUCGAGAUCUUGGUUCAACAACAAAUUGAUAUUGAACCCGAAAAUCAAUUAUUGAAAGAUGUCCAAAGUAUUCUCUAUAGUACAGAGGAAGGAUUUGAGGCACCUCCCGAAGGCGCACCAGGUGGAGAAAUUGAAUAUGAAGAAGAAACCUUUUAA